Molecule: messenger RNA, 294 nt
Organism: Ascochyta rabiei
Lineage: Eukaryota; Fungi; Ascomycota; Dothideomycetes; Pleosporales; Didymellaceae
Exons: 1
Coding region: 1-294 (97 amino acids)
Source: RefSeq, a predicted model, not a curated record
AUGGCAAUGCCGGUGGGUUCGUUGGAGGUGAUGAGCGAGGUCUACAAGGCCUCCCACCCUCCACUUCUACAGGGCUGGGUGGACGUGGGUGGUGACGGCAGACUUCGCUGGCAUGUCUCAGUCAUGGCGACUCUCAACACCAGCGGCAACUCCAUUGGACGCGAUCCUUCAACAGAUCACGAGCACCCCAGGUUCUCACAUGUAUUUCACGGCAAGGGGGGAUUUCACCGCAUUCACUGUCAACAUGAACGUUGUGCGUGCACGGGGUUGAGGCACGGGAGGCUGUACUGUUAG